AUGAACUUGGUUGUGUCGAUGGAGAUGCCACCCAUGACGGAUAAGAGCGCGUGGUACUUGCUUACUUUAUCAGGACAGCUAGUUGUGAGUCUCACCUUUCUACGGCUGCAGCAAGAGCUGGCCUUCUCGGUGACUUCAAUGAACAUCCCGCCGUCUUGCCGGUGUGGAUGCUGUAAUUGCUGCGUGGAUCAAGACCAUCAUCUUCUUCGAGGCUAUCGUGGUGUCUGUGAUGAUUGCGGUCGCGACAUCUCGACAUCUUUUGGUUGCUACUCGUUUAUCCGCUGGGAAAAGAUUCGUUUUGGAGAAUUGCAGACCCUGACAGCCUCGAAAGCGGUAGCGAAGGCGCUAAAGUGGGAGCUCUCGUAG
Peronospora farinosa is the source of this 366-nucleotide messenger RNA. The record is from the annotation of a GenBank genome assembly. NCBI's taxonomy places the organism in Eukaryota, Oomycota, Peronosporomycetes, Peronosporales, Peronosporaceae.